This is a messenger RNA of Apiotrichum porosum, 1095 nucleotides long. RefSeq lists its product as uncharacterized. NCBI's taxonomy places the organism in Eukaryota, Fungi, Basidiomycota, Tremellomycetes, Trichosporonales, Trichosporonaceae. Gene Ontology annotation, biological process: purine nucleobase biosynthetic process. The transcript has 9 exons. Gene Ontology annotation, molecular function: methylenetetrahydrofolate dehydrogenase (NADP+) activity; methylenetetrahydrofolate dehydrogenase (NAD+) activity. The record is from RefSeq and is a predicted model, not a curated record. The coding region runs from base 1 to 1095 and encodes 364 amino acids. Gene Ontology annotation, cellular component: cytosol.
AUGGCUGCUGUCGCCCAGUCCGCCGCCCCCCAGGGCGUCCUCGUCACGGCUUCCAAGGUUCACGUCCCCUUCAAGGCCGAGCUCCUUGCCACUAUCGCAGAGCCCCGCUUCCAGGCUCGCCCCCCUCACCUCGUCGGCAUCCUCGCCACCAAGAAGGAGGACGCAAGGAGCUACGCCGACUUUACCAAGCGUGCCUGCGAGCAGAUUGGUAUCAACUUUGAGCUCCGUCUUGUUGGCGAUGCUCGCGAGGGCAUGGACGGCGAGGGUGUCAGCAUCGGCGUCGAGGAGGCCGUCAUGGAGGCUAACGAGGACGACAAUGUCGACGGCAUCAUGGUCUACUACCCUAUCUACGGUGACCGUCAAGACCAGUACCUGCAGUCGGUUGUCUCGCCCGUCAAGGACGUUGAGGGCCUCAACCACCAGUUCCUUUUCAACCUCUACCACAACGUCCGAUUCAUCUCGCCUGUCACCCUUCGUCCUGUCCCUGCGUCGCACCUGCCGCAGUCGAUUGACCCUAAGGCCAAGCAGUCUGAGCAGCCCCCUGCUGGCACUGUCAAGUCGGUCCUCCCUUGCACCCCUCUUGCCAUCGUCAAGGUCCUUGAGCACAUUGGUGUCUACAACCCCCUUCUCCAGUACGGUGACCGUGCCCGUGGAAAGGUGAUCACGGUCAUCAACCGCUCCGAGGUCGUCGGUCGUCCCCUGGCUGCCCUCCUCGCCAACGACGGCGCUCGCGUCAUCUCGGCUGACAUUGACUCCAUUGUCGAGUUUUCCAAGCGCCCUUCGACUGCCGAGACCAACCAGUUCCACCGCCACCACGUAGUCACUCCCGUGGACACCACCCUCGAGGAGGCCCUCAAGGUCUCGGACGUUGUCAUCUCGGCUGUCCCCAACGACAAGUACAAGAUCCCCACCCGCUGGCUCAAGGACGGCGCCAUCUGUGUCAACGUUGCCGGCGAGAAGAACUUUGAGAGCGACGUUCGCGAGCGCGCGUCCAUCUAUGUCCCCUCGGUCGGCGUCAUGACCAUUGCCAUGCUCCAGCGCAACCUCCUCCGUCUGCGCACGUACCAGGACAUGGUCAAGGAGCAGCGCCAGUGA